AAGUCCACAUCCUCUAUUUCUCUCCCCUUUCUCUUCACCUUCUCCACCUUCUCUCUAGCCGAUCGGUAACGAACGCCCGGUAGAUAUCAGUUAGGCGAAGCGGUUUGACAAUUUUUACUGGUUGGUUCUCUGCCGCCAUUAAUAUCUGACAAAUUGCUCUCAAUUAAACCCUAUCUCUUCACAAUUUGGACAAUUGACGUUGUUGCCACCAAGCGGCGAAGCCAUCUAUCCGCCGCCCCAAGCUCCGGUUGACUGCCCCGGCGGCCACGCGAAGCCGCUCUGUCCGCCAGUCGUUCGCCCUUAUAAAUAGCUAGAAUGAAGUAAAAAUAAAUAAGUGGAAAGCUAGUUGCAGAGAAUAUGGCUCCUCCAACCUUCAUAAUCUUGGCAUCUCUAUUCAUCAUAUCUAUUAUUGCUUCUUUUAUCAUCCAAAGCAAGAAGAAAAGAUCUCGGAAUCUUCCUCCCGGGAGCUUCGGAUGGCCGAUCAUUGGCGAAUCACUAGAGUUCCUCCGCAGAAACCGCGAAGGGAGACCGGACAAGUUUGUGACAGACAAGUUGAAAAAGUACAAUUCGGACGUGUUCAAGACUCACUUGAUGGGUGAGCCGGUGGUUGUCCUAAGGGGCCCCACAGGGAACAAGUUUUUGUUCAGCAAUGAGAACAAGCUCGUCACGUCAUGGUGGCCGGCCUCCAUUCAGAAGUUGCUCGGAGUUUGUUUAGUGACUUCCGUGGGCGAAGACGCCAAACAGAUGAGGAAGCUUAUGUCAUACUUCAUGGGCCCGGACGCGCUCCAACGGCUUUAUCUCAAAACCAUGGAUUUCGUCACUCGGCAACACAUUCAAUCUCAUUGGCACAACAACGCGGAAUUGAAGGCGCUCCCCCUCGUCAAGAUGUACACGUUCGAGCUAGCUUGUCGCUUGUUUAUGAGCAUCGAAGACCCGCACCUGAUAAACCGGCUUUCUCACCUCUUCAACGUUGUCCUCAAGGGGAUCAUAUCGCUCCCAAUUAACCUCCCCGGGGCGCGAUUCCGGCGUGCAAUGCAAGCAGCCGCCUUGAUAAGGGAGGAGCUUCUUGAGAUUGUGAAGCAGAGAAGAGAAGAUCUGAAGUCGCACCCCUCCCAGGGGCGCGAUCUUCUCUCCCAUUUGCUUCUCACCCCUGACGAGGGUGGGAACUUCAUGUCCGAACUCCAUAUCGCGAACAACAUACUCCUACUUUUGUUCGCGGGCCACGACACAUCCAGCGUCACUAUCACUCUAUUGAUCAAGAAACUCGGAGAGUUGCCGCACGUUUACGAAGAGGUCCUUCGAGAGCAGAGAGAAAUCGCAGGGUCGAAAGAGGCAGGAGAGUUUCUGCAUUGGGAUGACAUACAGAAGAUGAAGUACUCGUGGCACGUCGUCUCCGAAGUCAUGAGGCUAUACUCCCCCAUCUUCGGGACCUUCAGGGAGGCGCUUGAGGACGUAAACUACGAAGGCUAUGUCAUCCCCAAAGGCUGGAAGUUCUACUGGAAUGGUCCGAUCACGCACCUGGAUGGAGGCUUCUUCCGAGACCCAACGCGCUUCGAUCCCUCAAGAUUUGAAGAUGACGUGCCCACACCUUACACAUAUGUGCCGUUCGGGGGAGGCCCGAGGAUGUGCUUGGGAAAAGAGUUUGCUCGCCUCGAGAUACUCACAUUUUUGCACAAUGUGGUUACGCAGUUCCGGUGGAGUUUGCUCAUUCGUGACGAGAAGAUCGAAUACGACCCUAUGCCCAUCCCGGUCGAAGGCCUUCCCAUUCGUCUUCAUGCUCACAAACAAUGAAACUCUUACUUCUGUUCAGAGUUCACGCUUUAUUUGACAGACUAUAAUUAUAGCUCAAUUUAAGAGAUAUUGACCCAAUCCAAGAAGCAAGACCAUGAAGGAAGCAUUUGCAAACCCUAACCCUAGGGGUUCCUUACUCUACUAUUGAUAGAGGCUACGAGCCAAGGAGAACGGAGAGCCUCCAUCAUUAUCCAACACACAUACACACAACACAUCUCUCUCCAUAUGUUGUUCACUUUUUUAUAGAGUUUCAAGCUCCAUCCAUGGUUAUCAGUUAUCACGCUUAUGUAUUGUACAUGUACAUCCCUGAUCUAUAAUAAUACACCCCUUGGCAUGGUACCACCGAAAAAGGUUGGUGAUUUUCUCUCAUUUAAGGUUUCCACAUAAAUGCCCUUGUGUUCAUAUUGUUAGAUUCGACAAUUAUAUUGAGUGAUAUUCAUGUGAAGAGUAAUUCGUUUAUGUCUGUGGAUUAUAAGUCCAUCACUUUCUAGUAUUUUUUGUUUCGUUCCUUUUAAGAAAAACAUACCCCCCUGUCCCUAAUGAAAAUUGUGAUAUGAUUUUACGAAGUUUAAGAUUGUUAUUGAAAUGUGAAUAAUAUAUGGAUAUAAUUUGUUUCUCUCAGAGCUUUCUCUAUCAGUGGAAAACACCUCUUUUUUUUGCAUGCUAUGAAUCCAGAGCAGUUGUGGUUAUUUAUAUUGGUCCUUUCACAUCACCAUAUAAAUUCGGAUUUGAUUUGUGUUUAUUGCUUUCGCAGAAUGUUGGAUUGGAUUGAAUGUCACCCACUAAAUCCAACAAAAGUAAGGAGUGAGAUGUUCUAUGGGAAAUCAAGUGGGAUGUACACAGUACACAAUGAGUAAAUAUAGGGUUUCAACUGUUUAUAGCCAGUUGUAUCUGUUUGAAGGUCCAAAGAAUUACACUUCUAGCACUCAUUAUUCACCGUGUUAGAAUUGGUGGUA
Messenger RNA from Cuscuta campestris, 2747 nucleotides. Lineage: Eukaryota; Viridiplantae; Streptophyta; Magnoliopsida; Solanales; Convolvulaceae. The record is from the annotation of a GenBank genome assembly.